AUGGCGGUGGUGAUGGUGGCGGUGUUGGUGGUGCUGGAGACGAUGGUGGCAAUGAUGAUAAAAGUGAUGACAUUGAUGGAGAUAACAAUGCGAAAGCAAUAUGAUAGAGGUGGUUGUGGCGAUCGAUCUAGCAGUGGUAGUGGUGAUGGUGGUGGUAAUGGUAGUGUUAGAGACGAUGGUGGUAAUGAUGAUAAAAAUGAUGAUGUUGAUGAAGACAACAACGGUAAUGGUGGUGAUGGCAUCAGGGGUGGAGAUACACGACAGAAGUUAUGUUGGCGAAGGCAUUACAAUAAAUGUAAUUGUGGCAAUCGUCCAAGCAGUGACAGUAGUGAUGGUGGUGCUAGAGACGACGGUGGCAAUGAUGAUAAAAAUGAUGGUGUUGAUGGUGAUAACAACACUAUUGGCAAUAAUGGUAUCAGCAGCGGAGAUGUUGGUGGUGGUAGUGACGGUGGUUGUGAUGAUCAAUCUAAUAACAAUAGUAAUGGUGGUGGUGCAGUAGACGAUGGUGGCAAAGAUGAUAAAAAUGAUAAUGUUGAUGGUGAUAACAAUGGUAAUGGUGAUGAUGGCAUACCAGUGAGGAUGUUGGUGGUGGAAGCAUCGGUCAAAGGUAUUAGUUUGCGAUUAAAUUAG
Phoenix dactylifera (date palm) is the source of this 630-nucleotide messenger RNA. NCBI's taxonomy places the organism in Eukaryota, Viridiplantae, Streptophyta, Magnoliopsida, Arecales, Arecaceae. The record is from RefSeq and is a predicted model, not a curated record.